Messenger RNA from Striga hermonthica, 1017 nucleotides. The record is from the annotation of a GenBank genome assembly. NCBI's taxonomy places the organism in Eukaryota, Viridiplantae, Streptophyta, Magnoliopsida, Lamiales, Orobanchaceae.
AUGGAUUCCGGCGGCAACAGCGGCAGUCUGCAGUCGUCGAGCGGCGGCGAUGAGGAGUACGACUCUCGGGCCGCCGGAGCCGGAGACUCAUUCUCCGCCUUCAUGGGCGUCGGCGGCGGCCACAUCCCAAACCCGCCGCCGUCGUUCUUCGAUCCCCUCGCAAACUAUCUCCAGCUCCACCACAACACGAACCCACCCCUCCUCGACCCGAACCCGCCAUGGCCACGGACCAAUCCUCCGAGACCAGACCCGACCCCCGCUCCAACGUCCUCCACCGCGCCCGCGCAACCGAACCCGAACCCGAGCCAGUCGGCGCCCCGCAACCCGAAGAAGCGGUCCCGGGCCUCCCGUCGGGCCCCGACAACGGUCCUCACGACCGACACCACCAACUUCCGGGCCAUGGUCCAGGAGUUCACGGGCAUCCCGGCGCCGCCGUUCGACGGCGGCGUCGGCGGCUUCCCCUUCCCCCGCGCCCGUCUCGACCUCUUCGGCCCGUCCCGAUCCGCCGGGUUCUCCCCCCAGCCGCCGACAUCCGCCUACCUACGCCGCCCCUUCGCCCAGAAGAUCCACCCGCCGCCCCUCCCUUUCCUCACCUCCUCCACCACAUCCUCCUCCUCCACCCCAUCCGCCGCCGUCGGCGGCAACUACGAAACCCCACAAAACCUCUUCCAAAACCCAUUCGCCGGCCUCCUCCAAACGAGCCCCAAAUUCCCAUUCUCCGACCAGCCGACCCAGUUCACCUCCGGUGGUGGGCUCAGCUUCAUGCCUUCCGAUCAAAUAUCUCAAAACAACAGCUCAGAAAAGGACAAAGAACAAGGACGGGAUCAACACGGGCUCAACCUCAUGACGUCAUCCUUAAACGGGGGCUACGAUUUUCCGGUCGGCGGCGAUAACAGUAAGACGAGCACCAACUUUCUCGACGGCAGCGGCGGUGGAGGAGGAAAGCGGCUGGAGAAUGCUACUAACAACGCCGCCGGUGAAGGUAUGGUGGAAUCUUGGAUUUGUUCUUCAGAGUAG